AUGGCCGAUACCCCUGCCUCCUUGCAAACAGGCUGGCGGAUAUCCAAAGCCUGCCAAGAGUGCAGGAAGAGGAAGAUCAAGUGCAAUGGCAGCAAUCCAUGCAAAACCUGUCACCUCCGCAAUACUCCUUGUGUUUAUCGUGAUGUGAUCAGACAGCGCAAGAAAAAGCACCAAUUGAAUCGGGAUAGCGAUUCCAUUGAGUCAGAAGUGACUGCGCGCUCUGGUUAUGGGGCGGGCCAGCGAUCGCCCGGCCUACCGCCGCGCCGAAACCCAUCAAAUAACUAUACUAUCAACAACAGUGUGUCAGCGACACAUGUGGAAUCUCCGUCCUGCAAGGUCCAGCUGUACUAUGGUUCAACGUCGCACUUUGCUAUCAUGCAUGAAAUAUACCGGGGUCUAGUGUCCAGCCAGACCCCGGGCUUGGAGACGCCUCAUGGCGAGGUCGAAGAGGCUAGAGCUAGUCUUGAUAUGUUCAGUUUCCGUCGAAUCUUCUUCGGAACACCAGAUGAGCCAAAGGAGUCCAUAAACGGCCGCGGUUCAAUGGAUAUGCCGGUCAUGUUCUUGCCUCGUGAGCUGGCUAAUGUGUUUCUGCGGCGGUUCCUGUCAACAUUAUACACCUUGGUUCCAUUUCGCUCUAAAGAGUCACUCGAACAACAAUUGGAGAAUCUCUACAACCCAGUGCCUGGGGCUCGCUCUGAAACCUGGGGGCAGUGUAUGCUUCUGUUAGCGUUGGCUAUAGGAGCUCUCGGCACGGAACAUUAUCGCUGGGGCGAUGUGCUGUAUGAUCGUGUGAAAGCAACUUGCGGUCCGUUAGAUGACAUUCACGCCCACUACCAGAGCGAGCAGGGAAGACCGAACUCAAGCUUUCUUCACUUGGGUGCUGCGUCACGAAAGGCGCUGUCAGCUGGACUGCACAAGGAAGCUCCAAACCAAGGCGGAGAGUCCACAGACAAUGUGCAAGAGAGGCGGCUAACAUUCUGGGCUCUGUAUUUUUACGAAACUUGGUUCUGUUUUCACCUGGGACGCCCAUGCUCGCUUUCGUUAAGGGACGUCGGCAUCGAAAUGCCAGAGAACCCUUUCCUGUGUGCUUUGACAUACGUAUGUAAAAAGAUCGCCCGACUAGCCGACGAGAUAUUCGGCCAUCACCAUGACUCGCUGUUGCAAAUGUGGAGACUUGCCAGGUCUAUCACAGACGACUAUCGGCCAUAUGAGAUGAAGAUGCAACAGGCUAUUGGUGUUAACCUGGAUACAUGUCCCCAACCGGGUUCUCUUGGCGUGCAGCAGACGAUACUGACAACGAUUUACUACCACACGAUUCUCUUGACCUUCCGUCCGUUCCUGAUCUUCCGUGGCCGGUGGCAGGAAGACAUGAAGGAUCCUUCUCAACGUGGGGGCAAUCGCCCAACUGAAGUCCCUGCAUGGCUUAAUGAGGCUUGCAACAAAGCCCUCGGAGCCUCCUGCAAAACCAUACAAUUUUUAAGUGAAGCCGCUAUGGCUAACGAGCUUGUCCGAGAGCUCCGUUAUCACGGCUACUUUCUAGGAAGUGCCUCUUUCGCCAUCAUAUACGACUUGAUGCAUGGGAAAGACCUUGCCCCUACACACCUUCCCUGGAUUUACGCUGCUCUCCAGAGUCUGUCCACCAUGCGGGAAGGCGAUCCGAUUAAAAGCACAAUAACGGCUAUUCAAACUGUCCUGAAGAAACUGAAUCCCGCUUACGAGUGGAUCCCUCCAAAGGGAUUCAGUAAUACCCUGGACCAGCAACCCACUACUGCCGCGCAGCCAUACUCUACGAAUAUUCCAAAUCCCCAAACUCAAAACAUGCCCGAAUCGUCUUUACCGGGACUACCACUACAACCUUUUCAAACCAGUAAUGGGCUACCCAUAUUAUCAGAGUUUCAGAAUAAUUCGUUACAGGCCGCGCUCAACCCGCCCAGCGGGAGUCUGGGUAGCAGCGAGGAUCUUUUAGACCUUACCCUGUCAGAUAUGGGAUGGGACUUUGACUUUUCCACCAUGGAUCUGGAGACUUUCUUUUCGAUAUAUCCCAAUGUGGACACGCCGACUGGGUGA
Molecule: messenger RNA, 2067 nt
Organism: Aspergillus pseudonomiae
Lineage: Eukaryota; Fungi; Ascomycota; Eurotiomycetes; Eurotiales; Aspergillaceae
Product: Zn(II)2Cys6 transcription factor
Exons: 5
Coding region: 1-2067 (688 amino acids)
Biological process (GO): DNA-templated transcription; positive regulation of transcription from RNA polymerase II promoter by galactose
Cellular component (GO): nucleus
Molecular function (GO): RNA polymerase II cis-regulatory region sequence-specific DNA binding; DNA-binding transcription factor activity, RNA polymerase II-specific; zinc ion binding
Source: RefSeq, a predicted model, not a curated record